GAAUUUACGCAUCCAUUCAUCGUCUCGCACAUUUGCGGCGGAGUGUUUUGAAUCCUGAAACACGUGUGCGACUCUGAACCGCAAAAGUUGCUUAUCCGUGACGGAACCAGAGAACCAUGGCCGAUUCCGACCAAGAAGAUGAGGUUCCCAACGUUAACUUUGUCCCGAGCUUGUUGUUUAUUAAAAGGGGCGUCGCCAAAGCCAAUCCCGAUAAGGUUACAUUGACUCCUCAAGAGUUGGCUCGGAUCAUCAACGACACGAGGGAGGAUUUAGCAGAGGAAGGAGCUGAGGGCAUGGAAUCAUCGGAAGAGGAUGAGGAAAACGAAGAUAGCCAGGCACGGCUGGCCAGCCAAGCCGAGCGAGCUUCCAGAAAUGACCCCAACGCUGAUGAGUUCGGUUUCGAGCAAUACGAUCAAGAAUCUGGCGAACCUGUGUUACGAAUCGGUUCUGUCGCUGUGGUCGAUCCAGAUGAAAACAUCCAGGAUGGAGACGACGACUCCGAGGCUGAAGAUGAAAUCAUCAAACCGACCGACAAUUUGAUUCUCGUUGGUCACGUUCAAAAUGACAGCGCUUCGAUGGAAGUUUACAUUUUCAACGAGGAAGAGGGUAGCAUGUACGUUCAUCACGAUUUCCUGCUGCCGAGUCCACCGCUUUGCAUCGAAUGGCUGAGCUACGAUCCGGGUAGUGAGGGGCCCGGAAAUCUGUGCGCCAUUGGCUGUAUGGACCCAAUUGUGACGCUGUGGGAUUUGGACAUUCAGGACUCGCUGGAACCGGUUUGUAAGCUGGGCUCCAAAGGUAGCAGAAAGAAAAAUCGACCCAAGGUUGGACACUCGGAUGCUGUGCUUGAUCUUUCGUGGAACAGAUUUUUGGAGCACAUCCUGGCAAGUGGUUCUGUAGAUCAAACGGUAAUUUUGUGGGACUUGGAAAACGGAACUCCACAUACGACGAUUCGUAAGUUCAGCGAAAAAGUCCAGACGCUAUCGUUCCAUCCCACGAAAGCCGAAUCGCUCCUAGUCGGAAGCUGUGACGGAAAAGUUAAGGUAUUCGAUUGUCGAUCCACAACAAACGAUUCCAGUAGCUACAAAUCCUGGUCCUUGGGAGGGGAAAUCGAGCGAGUUUGCUGGAGUCGACAGAACGAAUUCCAAUUUGUUGCCAGUACCAAUGAGGGUAGGAUUCACUACGUGGACGUUAGGCAGGAUCAUCCGCUGUGGUCCAAGGAGGUUCACGAGAAGGAAAUCACCGGUUUGAUGUUGAGCGGGAAGGUUCCGGGAAUGCUUUCGACGGCUUCCGCUGAUGGAACGUUGAAGGUGUGGGAUUUCGACGAGCAGGACGCCCGACUGGUUUACAAAAAGAAUCCUAAGAUCGGAGUGAUCCAGUGUUUGGACGAGUGCCCGGAAAAUCCUUACCUGUUGGCUUUGGGUGGAGAUUUAAAAACGAAGAAUUUUACCGUUAUCAAUCUACUAGAUAAUGAUGUUUUGACGAAUGUUUUCAAACCCCGAUUUGAUCCGGCGAGCGCCCGGCAGAGCUCUACCGAAGUUGAGCCUCCAACGGAAGCGAUGGAAGAUGCUUCCAUCAGUGACGAUGAUGAGUGAUAGAGUUAAGUUUAUCAUUACUAUUUCUAAAUUUUAUACUGACAGGUAGAAAGUAUAUUCCAUUAAAAGUGAGACAUCUACUGUUCACAAAUCAGGAUAA
This is a messenger RNA of Uranotaenia lowii, 1692 nucleotides long. RefSeq names its product periodic tryptophan protein 1 homolog (gene nclb). The record is from RefSeq and is a predicted model, not a curated record. Gene Ontology annotation, molecular function: protein binding. Lineage: Eukaryota; Metazoa; Arthropoda; Insecta; Diptera; Culicidae. Gene Ontology annotation, biological process: rRNA processing. The coding region runs from base 117 to 1592 and encodes 491 amino acids. Gene Ontology annotation, cellular component: nucleus. The transcript is spliced from 7 exons.